AUGCAGCUCCCCGUUCGGUCGACGCUUCUUCUGCCUGUGGCUCUGCUGCUGCUCCAGUGGUGCGAGUCCCGCGCCUCGUCGGUGACUGCAGGCGCGCCGGAUCACUUGGUCACCACGGGCGGCGAGUGCGUCCGUUUGUUCCACACACGAGGAAGUAUCGGCUGCCGCAGUCUCUCGAGUACCGACAUGGCGACCCUGUACCCAAUUACGAGCUCGAAAGACCUGCAGAACUUUAUCGCAGGAAAAUCGCACUUGGUGGAUACCGACGACAAGUACGUGCUCGUGAUGGCCGAAUCGCUCGCGGAGUACGACGUGCUUUCGCCCGGUUUCGACCGCAUUGGCGGUCUCUUUAUCUUUCCCGAUGCCGGCGAUACGAACGCGUCGUUUGACGCGAGAGCCCCCCAAGGAGACGGCACGAUCGACGGAGUGCUGAACCCGUUUGCAGGUGACAAGACCAAGUGGAACCCGACGGGCAACGCGCUGUUGACAAAGCUUUUGCCGUUUCCCGUCGUGAUGCUGCAGAACGCCACAGUCGGCGCGGAGUUCACGAAACGCGCCCAGAAGAACGUGGACAAUGGCUCUGGCGCGACGUAUAGGGCGUUCAUGAACUACUACUUCGGACCGGCAGACAUGGACUCGAUCAAGUGCCUCACGUUCACCAAUUUAUACGGAAACCGCAGUCCCCGGUGCGACCCGAUUGGAGGACAGAGUUCGUGGGCCAUGAGGGGCAACUUGAAGUCGGACGAGAUCGUCAUGGCCAUGGCUGGAAUGGAUGCGACGUCGUUGUCGCAUGUGCUGGCACCGGGGGCCAACACGGCAGCGUCUGGACUUGUGGCACUGCUUGCAGCAGCUCAUGCGCUCAAGGGAGUGCCGGAUUCGGCCUUCGAUAAAAAGGUGGUGUUUGCAGCGUUUCAGGCCGAGAAGUAUGGUUUUGUCGGGUCGAGGAAGUUCCUGUCGGACCUGCACCGAUUCACGAAGGACCCGGAAGGAGCUUGUGCGUUCGCCGUCGAUGACUCCGUGUCGCCCAUGGGCAAGAGCUUUUGCACGUCGCCGAUGCUAAGUAGCACAGAGUUUGCUAAGUUGCAGCUCGCUAACAUCUCGUACGUGAUUGCAGUUGACCAGGUGGGCAUUCUGCCGAAGUCUGGCAACUUUACGGUGCACGUGAAUCCCAACGCGAACGAUUCCAGUAAUCUCGUGGACGCGAUUAUGCGCGCACCGUCAGCUGCCUCUGCUCGUGAUCUAGUAGGCGCGGUGCUAGCUGGAUAUGACGGCACGUUCUCUUCGAAGAGGACGUACAACAGUCGUCACGACGAGUUUACGCUCCUGGACGUGGAUGCAGUUGCAAAGGCUGCGCAGGUGCUAGCAGAGAGCGUGUUUAUCCUCGCUUCUAGUAAUGCCACAACUGCAGAGAUGGACAAGAUCGCAGUGGAUACGUCGCUGGUCAGGUCAAUGUUGUUGUGCAUCACGACGGACUGGAACUGCGACCUCAUGAACGACUACUCCCAGUACAUGAAGUCGACGCUGAUUGAGUAUCUGAGCCUGUCAGACUCGGCGUCUCCAGCUUACUCCGUGCCGACCACUUUGUACCCCGGUCCGAUCGACGUCGACGGCUCGAUGCUUGUUCUCAAACGUAGUGACGAGUCGAUGCAUUCGCUGUUCAACGAGUCGUGGUCCGACGCCGACUACACGGUGCGCCUCUUCCCGAACGCUUACGAGUUCUUCACUCGCGCGUUUCUGGCCUCUGCGAUGGUACCGAAUGCUACUGCUGCUGCUGCUGCCUCGUGCUCACAAAGUCAAGGUUGUCACAACGGUGGAAAGGGAAUGGAGUGCGUUCACCCGGGAAUUUGCGCUACGAAGAGUGCGUUCCAUCACGAAGCCAGCUCCCCAGCGAUCAAGCGAACUACGGCAGUGCUGCAUUACGACAUUGUUAACUCGUCGAUGCCGAUUUGGACCGAGCCUCAGUGGGCUUCUGACAUUGGAAGCUACUCGUUCCCGGACCCUGGCGCUGUCGUUGGGUGGGUGGCAUUGGCCGUCGGCGUGGUGGUGACAUGCCUGGGCGUCGGGGCUUCCUUCAUGGUGCUGAAGAGCGUGCAGAAGCUCAAGCUCAUGUGA
Molecule: messenger RNA, 2112 nt
Organism: Hyaloperonospora brassicae
Lineage: Eukaryota; Oomycota; Peronosporomycetes; Peronosporales; Peronosporaceae
Source: the annotation of a GenBank genome assembly